Molecule: messenger RNA, 3689 nt
Organism: Nasonia vitripennis (jewel wasp)
Lineage: Eukaryota; Metazoa; Arthropoda; Insecta; Hymenoptera; Pteromalidae
Product: serine/threonine-protein phosphatase 2B catalytic subunit alpha isoform
Exons: 16
Coding region: 101-3220 (1039 amino acids)
Biological process (GO): calcineurin-mediated signaling
Cellular component (GO): calcineurin complex; cytoplasm
Molecular function (GO): calmodulin binding; calmodulin-dependent protein phosphatase activity
Source: RefSeq, a predicted model, not a curated record
GCAUUCCUCUCCUUCUCACCCCUAUUAUCCUCUAUAGCUCGUCACCCGUCAGUAGUUUGAGAAAUUCGAACGUGUGAAGUGAUAACUGUCAAUCGUGAUAAUGGAUAACUUUACGAAAGAAGAUUUACCUUCAAGAUGUAAUGCGCCGGAAUGCAGCGACAACCGAGUCACCAGUGCAACAUCCCCGCAGCAGCUUUUCGAUGGAGCCAGCGACAACAACAACAACAACAACAACAACAACAACAACAACAGCCGCAAAGCCUCGUCGUCGUCCUCGAUCGAGGAGAUACAGAACGACGGCGAGAACUUCGUCUCGACGCUCACAGUCCUGCUGAUGAAGUCCAGCCAGGAACAGAACAAUAGCAACCGUUGGCGUCGUCGACAAAGCUCGACCUGCAGCCCCGUCUUAGAGGACGUCGAUCUGGUCCUGGAGGACAACGACCAGGUGAUCAAUGCCUCUCCGGAGACCAUUCGACACAGCGAGUCUUGCGCCGGACACGAGACUGUCAACACUUCUCUGCCCAGCGAAUUCAUCAGCAAGAUCAGUAAUUUGAACUUGAACUACGACGAGGACGAGGUGGCCGAGAACGAGAUUUCCGAGUGCACCAUCGACAUAUCAGGCAGCAGUGACGUCAUUUUCGUCGAGUCAGGCAAAACAUCGAUGGAGCAAACGGUCUGUUUAUCGAGCGACGAAGAAAAAUCGCCGGACGUGAUGGUUCUGAAACACAGGGACUCGGUGCUUCUAGCGAAAAAGGAGCUGAGAAACAUCGUCGACGAUGUGGAGACUUCGUUCGAGAAGCCGGAAGGGGUAGUCCCCGGGAACGACGACGUCGACGACGACUGUGUGAGCGACCAGGUCGAGACCAUGAGAAACGCCGACGUUAGCAAAGUUUUGAACAUGUCGCUGCCACUGGUCGACUGGAAUAAGGGUAUCUCGACGGAGGAUGACGAGACCAAUCAAUCGCUUUCCGAAGCGCUGCUCAACGUUUCCAUCGAGUCGCCCGAGAAAAAGCAAAGCACCAAGUCACGGGUCAUGAAGGACGUACCGUGUCCACCGACGCACAAGUUAACCGAAGCCGAGAUCUUCGACAGGCACACCGGUCUUCCGAAGCACGAGCUCCUCAGAGAUCACUUUGAGCAGGAGGGCAGAAUCGAGGAGUCGGCUGCUCUUCGAAUCCUCCGCAUGGCCGCCGAGAUAUUCCGUAAAGAGGAGAACCUCCUCAAGGUGAACGCUCCGAUCACGGUCUGCGGCGACGUUCACGGCCAGUUUUACGAUUUACUGCACCUCUUCGAAGUCGGCGGUUCACCUUGCUCGACGUCUUAUCUCUUUCUCGGCGACUACGUCGACAGGGGAUACUUCAGCAUUGAGUGCGUGCUCUACCUCUGGUCUCUGAAAAUUUUCUUCCCGACGUCGAUGUUUUUUCUCAGGGGUAAUCACGAGUGUCGUCAUCUCACCGAGUAUUUCACGUUCAAGCAAGAGUGUCUGGUCAAAUAUUCGAAGACGGUCUACGAGGCCUCCAUGGCAGCGUUCGAUUGUUUGCCGCUGGCGGCAUUACUCAACAACCAGUUCUUUUGCGUGCAUGGAGGUCUGUCCCCCCAGAUUAUGGAAUUGGAGGAUUUGGCCAGAAUUAAUCGAUUCCAAGAGCCACCGUCUCACGGAGCCCUCUGCGAUUUGCUCUGGUCAGACCCAACGGAGGAUUAUGGAAAGGAGAGAACUCCCGAGCGCUACAAAGAAAACAGCGUUCGAGGCUGCUCCUACUCCUUCAGCUAUCAGGCUUGCUGCGACUUCAUAGAGCGCAACAACUUGUUGGGGGUGAUACGGGCGCACGAAGCUCAGGACGCGGGCUACAAAAUGUACAGGUACACGAUGAACGGUUUCCCAUCGCUCAUCACACUUUUCAGCGCACCGAACUACCUCGACGUCUAUAACAACAAGGCCGCGAUUCUCAAGUAUGAGGACAACGUGAUGAACAUCAAGCAAUUUCACUGCAAGCCUCAUCCGUACUGGUUGCCCAACUUUACGAACGUCUUCAGCUGGUCCAUGCCUUUCGUCGGCGAAAAAGUUACGCAAAUGCUCCUGGGUCUACUGCAGAUUUGCUCGGACGACGAGCUUAAGGACGACGAAGAGGCAGCUAAGGAUGAUGGGGCCUUAACAGCAGCGCGCAAGGACGUGAUCCGCAAAAAGAUCAAAGCGGUCGGCAAAAUGGCCCGAACUUACACCGUCCUCAGAGAAGAGAGUGAAAGUGUACUGCAGCUGAAGGGCCUUACUCCGAGCGGUUCGCUACCUCGUGGCGCGCUCUCCGAAGGCAAGUCGUCCUUGAGAAGCGCUAUACACAAGCACCUCAGCUUCAAGGAAGCCAAGUCUAUGGACGCGGUAAACGAGCGCAUGCCACCCCGAAAAGACUCGGUUUCUUCAACGCCAAAGUCGUCCUUCUCUUCACCGACGGACAAUCAAUUCGUUACGCCACGAGGGACGUCCACGUCCUUAUCGCCGGAAAGCCAAGACUGGUUUAGCGGACCCUCGACAUCAUCGUCGAAUUUCAAAGACCUGUCUUCGAGGAAGAUACUGUUCGCCUCGCGAAACUCGCCACCAACGGAUCUUCCGGCGAAGGUUGCAAAACCGCCGAGGAAGUCGCCGCCCAGUGACAAGGAAGCGGGAACGGCUGUCAGGUCGAAGAUCCCGGUGUUAAAUAGAAACAGGAGCAAAACCGAGUGCCACGAGUCCGAGGAUUCUAAACAGCCUAGUCCACCACUGAUGAGAAGGAAAUCGGCACCGGCGAACGGACACUGGCCUUCGUCGAGGAAUAUAGACGAGACGGAUGAAGCAGCAGUUUGUGAUAACGAGUCCGAAAAUCGGGAGCAUGAAGAUGAGCCAUCGACUCCGGUGAUCGCGCCCAUGACAUUAGUGCAGGCGUGUAGCGUCGUGUUGCAACGUUAUGUACCGUCUACGAAUCGAUCGAAACCAUCGAAAUCACCCAGAUCAUUGAUAAAAGCUUGCAGUGUUAUUCUCAAUCGUUGUUCACCGGGUGAAGAUAAAAAGUCUUUGCCAAAGACGCCUAAAUCAGUGGUGAAAGCUUGUAGCGUUAUCGUAGAAAGGUGUCAGUCGCCGUUUAAAAAGAAUCGCGUCAGUCCUCUUCGAAGGCAAGCCUCUAUGGAUUUAUCAACGAUAACGCCUGAUAUAAAGGCGGAUGCUUCAAGGCGUCGAUCGACACAUAUUUGAGUACGCGAGAACAUUUUUGUUAACGAAAUCGACGUUUCAUCUUUUUCAGAAAACACCGAGAGCCAUAAGUGUCUAUUAUAGACCAGUAUGAAGUUGAGUGGUUAUAAAUUAUGGAGGAGUAUAUUCACGAAAUUUAUAGAAUUAUAAUUAAAUAAGAAUAUUAAUCAAGUCGAAGAUUUUAAAAAUAAGAGAUUUAAAUAUAAUUUAACUCUAUUGUUGCGAAUAUCGUAGCAUUACUGAACAUAGUUCAGAGAGUUGGUCGUAUUAUGGAAAAGUAUUAUGGAAAAAAGGUUUUUUUUACUGUAGCGUAAACAUAUUUUUAUUAUAGCUUGUAAGCGUAGAUAUAUUUUUAAAAGUAAAUAAUGAUUUGUCAGAAUAUUUGUAAAUACUGUGAAUCCAAUUGAACGUACUCAGUUUUUGAAACAUUAGCAUUUCUAUUUAAAUAAAAAAUAUUGAUAUAUUUAAAUUA